AUGCCUGGUCUCGUUUCCAAUUGGAAUCUUAUUCAGAAUUAUAUACGUAAUAUUGCAAUUGUUUGUGACAAAGAAUAUACGAAAAAUGUUCUUGUUGAAAUGUUAAUAAAAUGUAUUCCAUGGAAUCAGAAACUUAUGUUUUGUGCUAUUGAACAACGUGAUAUAACACCAAUAAUCGAACAAUAUAUAGAAGAGAAGAAAAUUGGUAACUAUGAAAUAUGGACAUAUAUUCAAUUUCAAUUAGACAAAAAUCUAUUUAUGGAAAAAUUGAAAAUACUUUCAACAACAGUUCCUCCAGGAAUUGAAAUUCGACCAUUGAAACCAGAAGAUGCAUACUUUAUUAUAGAAGCUGGAGGUUACAAAUCAUAUGAUAUGUAUACCGUGGAUCAAAUUCAAUUUUCUAUUAAAAAAUUAUGCACCAUGGGUAAGUUUUGGUCUAUUUAUGUCAACAUAGUUUUAUAAUGAUCAAGAUUUUUUUUGGAAAACAUCCUUAAGAAGAAAAUGCAAGUUCAGAAUCCUCCUUGAGAAAACAUUCUGUGAAAUUAUUGAUAUGAAUUUUUUAAAAACAUUUCCAGAAUGGAUGUUUCUUCAGUUCUAAAUCUUUCUUGAAUAGUGUAAAACGAGCUUGAUUGUAAAUUUAAAAAAAACAGGUGCAUAUCUUGAUGGCAAACUAAUUGGUUGGCGACUUUUGCUAUACGAUGGUUCUUUCGACAUGGUAUAUACGCUUCCUGAAGCUCGUCGAUUCGGACUCGCGUCUCUGUUAAGUGUUCGAUUAACGACAGAAAUGUUCAAAAUGCAAGAACGUGUAUUUGGGUAUACAGCUUUAAAUAAUCAAAAAUCAAUGGGAUUAGCGGCAAAAAUGGGAUUUCAUGAAACAGGCUUAUAUGAUUGGAUUGUAUUCGAACCGAAUGAUAUCUCCGUCAAAGAAGAUCCACAACAUCCUCAGAUACUGAAAUCUUCGAUCUAACUUUUCUUUAUUAAAGACUCUUUUGAUCGAAUUACCUUUUUAUUAUCAUCAAAUUUUACACAAAAAUAUAUAAAUCAUUUUGUAACUAAUACGUGUGUUACAGAUCAUCGACAACUUUCAGUUAAGAACUUUUUCUCUCUUUCGAACGAACUAGCACGUUUGAACUUAAUACUAUCAUGUGGAAAGAAGAGAUAAAAUUGGAGGGUGUGGGUGUGGGAUGUGGAUGUGGAUGUAGACUAGGAGGGUGACUCACACCAACACACCCAAACCCACACUCCACCCACACCCACACACCCCCAAUUUUAUCUCUUCUUUCCACAUGAUAGUAUUAAGUUCAAACGUGCUAGUUCGUUCGAAAGAGAGAAAAGGUUCUUAACGGAA
Molecule: messenger RNA, 1348 nt
Organism: Rotaria sp. Silwood2
Lineage: Eukaryota; Metazoa; Rotifera; Eurotatoria; Philodinida; Philodinidae
Source: the annotation of a GenBank genome assembly